AUGGCAGAUUUUUACAUGGAAGGAAGUCCACAGAGGAUUCUUAAAAAAUACCAACCCAGUAAUGAAGAAGACAGCCUUACAGUCUGGAUCAUUAUAUUAAGAGAAAAGAAAAAAGAAAAAAAAAGGACAAGAACGAAGAAACAUCUAUGGCGUCAUCAUCUGUUCCCUAAACCAGAACUAUAG
This is a messenger RNA of Plasmodium inui San Antonio 1, 183 nucleotides long. RefSeq lists its product as hypothetical. Bases 1 to 183 code for a protein of 60 amino acids. The record is from RefSeq and is a predicted model, not a curated record. NCBI's taxonomy places the organism in Eukaryota, Apicomplexa, Aconoidasida, Haemosporida, Plasmodiidae. The transcript has a single exon.